GCCUUCCUUUUUAAAACGUGCAUGUGCGUGGUAGUCGCAUGAAAACGCGUUUUCACAUAUAUACAUAAAUAUUGUUAAAAAAAAUAAGAUAAAAAAAUGCGAAUUGAGAAGUGUUAUUUCUGCUCUGGACCUGUAUACCCCGGGCAUGGGAUGAUGUUUGUACGGAACGACUGUAAGGUAUUCAGGUUCUGUAAGUCGAAAUGUCACAAGAAUUUCAAGAAGAAGCGUAACCCCAGGAAGACCAGGUGGACGAAGGCUUUCAGAAAAGCAGCCGGCAAAGAGUUAACAGUGGAUAACUCGCUUGAGUUUGAGAAGCGCAGAAAUGUGCCAGUGAAAUACCAGAGAGAACUGUGGAACAAGACGGUGGAGGCAAUGAAAAAGGUGGAAGAGAUCAAACACAAGCGGCAGGCGCGGUUUAUCAUGAACAGACUGAAGAAGGGCAAGCAGUUGGAGAAGGAAGAGGCGAUCAGCGAAGUGAAGAAGAACAUUCACCUCAUCAAAGCACCACAUGCAGGGAAAGCCAAGAAGCUGGAGGAAAAGAUGGUGGAAAAAUUGCAAGAAGACGUGGAAAUGGGUGAUGAUUAGGUGCUGAUUGCUGCACAGCCCUCUCAAAUUAAGGCAAGCUGGAAAAAAAAACACACACACACAAAACCCUGCAGCAGUUCUUUGGUCGUCCUUAAAGACUUCUUUUCAGAAAAACGUAUGCCCCUGCACAAGCUCACUGUCUUAACGUUAAUGCAGAAGAAAUGAGACGACCUAGUACCCGUUGCUUGAUCUUUUGAAAAAAAAACGCCUGUGAGUUGAACACAGUGAAGGAAAAAAAAUGCCUGCAGCCAGAUGUGUAGAGCAGAGUAAUGAUUUCGCUCUCAAUCUCCCCAUAUGGUCAUGAUAAAUUUGCUGUCACAUAAAUGUUCUUAAUAAAAAUACUUCUGUGGAGAAA
Megalops cyprinoides (Indo-Pacific tarpon) is the source of this 940-nucleotide messenger RNA. RefSeq names its product ribosomal L24 domain containing 1 (gene rsl24d1). The record is from RefSeq and is a predicted model, not a curated record. NCBI's taxonomy places the organism in Eukaryota, Metazoa, Chordata, Actinopteri, Elopiformes, Megalopidae. The coding region runs from base 97 to 585 and encodes 162 amino acids. The transcript is spliced from 6 exons. Gene Ontology annotation, cellular component: nucleolus. Gene Ontology annotation, biological process: ribosomal large subunit biogenesis.